Molecule: messenger RNA, 672 nt
Organism: Caenorhabditis briggsae
Lineage: Eukaryota; Metazoa; Nematoda; Chromadorea; Rhabditida; Rhabditidae
Exons: 4
Coding region: 1-672 (223 amino acids)
Biological process (GO): transcription initiation at RNA polymerase III promoter; DNA-templated transcription
Cellular component (GO): RNA polymerase III complex
Source: RefSeq, a predicted model, not a curated record
AUGUUCAUCUUGUCAUUACUUCGGGAUACAGUGGCUAUCAAACCACAUCAGCUCAGUUCUGAUCAGCAAAUGGUAAUCAAAAAAAGACUCAAUGAGCGCCUCGCCAAUAAAGUUGUCCCUGAUCUCGGUCUUUGUAUCUGUGUUUACGAUAUAAGUGAGAUCGGAGAUUCAUAUAUUUUGCCAGGAGAAGGAGACUGCAGAGUUAGAGUAACGUUUCGAAUGAUUGUGUUUCGUCCAUUUGUGGAUGAGGUUAUCGAAGCCAAGGUGAUUGGUUCCUCCCGACAAGGUCUCACUCUUUCCGUUGAAUUCUUCGAGGAUAUCUUUGUUCCGGCGGAGAAACUUCCCGAACCCCACGUUUUCGAAGAGGAUGGACAAGUUUGGUAUUGGGAAUAUGCACAAGAAGACGGUGAACCUCCGGCCAAGCUCUACAUGGAUCCUGGGAAGAUUGUGAGGUUCCGAACAACUGAACUUAUUUUCAAAGAUCUCAAGCCGGAACUGAGCCAAGAGGAACGAAAGACAGAAAAGUCGAUGGAAAUCAAAGGAACCAUGGCGAGUACAGGUUUAGGAUGUGUGGGAUGGUGGACAGCAGACGACGAAGAUGAAGAAGCGGUUGAAGAUGAGCAAGACGAAAGCUUCUUAAAAAACAUACGAAACGGGUUUCAUUGUUAUUAA